ACCUGCCGCUUCUGCUACUUCCUCCUCUCCCCACCGCGUCGCCAUCCGUCCCCUCUUUAGCAUUUGAUCAGUUCCAGGACAAAUGUCAUUUACAGUGUUUGAAUCUUAUUAAUCGUCGCUUCAACUCCUAUAACCGCAAUCGAGCGCUGCAACUCUACGAUCGAGCACUGUUACUCUCAGAGCUGCCGGAGUUUUGGCCACGGAAGCCGAUGAAGCUCCUCGUGUGCUUCCCUUUCAGCUUCAGUUCGACCAACCAGUUGCCUCUCAGAUUAAAAUUUCUGAGUGGAAUCCGGAAAAAGGACUUACUCGCUAUGGUUACCUAAGAUUCAAUCGGCAGUGACUAUGGACGAUUUCUCCUGGAAGGUGCAUUACAUCUUUAUGUUGGUGUCCUGAUGGUAAAGCAAUAGCUGUUGGGCUUGAGGAUGGAACUAUUUCAUUGCAUGAUGUCGAAAAUGGAAAUUGUUCCAAAGUUUAAAGUCCCAUACUGUUGCUGUUGUGUCUCUAAACUGGGAGGAGGAUGGACAACUAAUUAGGGACGAUUUUAAUGAAAUCUCAACAUAUGAGAACUGUACUUCUCACUUUUUCCCUCCUGCUCCAAGAGUUCCUUGGAUGCCUGGACUUGUAUCUGGAGAUACUGGCUUCAUGGAUGAUAGUGAGGAUUCAUUCCAAAAGCUGUCAGAGUGUUCAUAUCAACGGUUUAAUAUUAUGUGCAGUGGAGAUAAUGAUGGAAACAUUUUCUUUAGCAUAGUUGGAAUUUUUCCCAUUGGGAAAAUUAGCCCAGAAUAUACACAAGUUGUCCAUUCCUUCUUCCCUCAUGGAUGAACAAGCUUCUUACAGAUUUGUAAAUGGUUCCAUUUCAAAGGUUGCUUGGUCAAAAGACCUUUGUCAUUUGAUAGUUAUGUGCGCUAGAGAACUUAAUGAAGAUAAUCUUGAAUCAACAGAGAGGCAAAUGGGUGGACGUGGUAGAGGCUUGCAUUGCUUCCUAAUGGAUACUUACAUAUUUUGGAAAAGGUAACUUUCAAGAGAAGCUUGGAUUACAAAUUCAUUAGUGUUUGGAUUUUAUUUCAUUCAGAUUCAGAUUCAGAUUCAGAUUCCUAGUGCUUCUUGCUCUAGGUUUUACAGCAAACAAGCUGCUUAUUUAUUAUAAUAUUUGGGCAUUGUAUGAUAAAUCAGAGUCAAUAAAGGAUAUCCUACCCACUGCCUUAUUUUGUCAUCCUUGGUUGGUUCUCUGCCUUUUAACCUUUCUCUUCCAUUCAGGAAAUAUGAGCUCCAUCAGGAUGCUCAUCAGGCUUCUAACAUUGAGGACUUAAUUCAGGUUAUACAUGCAUCAUUCUCAGUUAUGCGCAAGCAGUGGUCAGAUGCCAUGCAUAAUUUUCAUGAGAAGUUUGAUUCUUUAUCUACUCUAAUUGUCAACCAUGGUAAAUGCUAAUUAGAGUACUACAUGAUAGCUUAGUACUUAAAUUUUCAAGUCGUUGUUUCUCUAUUCGCUAUUUUCUAUCAUAUGCAAGUAGCUCUGGAUUCAUCUCCUCAAGAGGAGUUUCUAAGCCUCCUAGGUGGUGCUCACGCUAGUCCUCCAGUUCAUCAAUUUCUUGUUUACUCUCUUGGUGAAGCUAUAAACUUACAUUAUAUGAUAUUUUCCUUACAUGAAAGGAAACUGGUAUUGUAAUGUUGUAUUGAACAAUAGAUUUCUUACUCAAUAGGGGGUGAAGCGCAUAUCAAAGGUUGUCUGUGGUUCUGGAAAAGAACUUCGGCAUAUUAUCCUCAAUCAUCUUCAGGUGCCGUAUUAAAUUUCUUUUUCGGAAUGACUUGUUGCACGAUCCUUUAUGUUGUAGAAUAUCUUUCAUUAUUUUGGCUUUCAAAAGAUCUAUAAUUUGGGUUCAUAAAUGAUUGCAUCAGAACAUGAAAUUUGUAAUUCACAAGCUGCUGCUCUCCUUCAUGUUUAUGCAAUCUGGCUGCUGAUAUUUCUGGUAUAGUCUAGUCAGACUCAGAAUUAUGA
Rubroshorea leprosula is the source of this 1996-nucleotide messenger RNA. The record is from the annotation of a GenBank genome assembly. Lineage: Eukaryota; Viridiplantae; Streptophyta; Magnoliopsida; Malvales; Dipterocarpaceae.